AUGGACAAAUUACACGUGAAGGAUCAGAAUAAGGUAAAGCUUCCAGAAGAGAAAGCAACGACAAGCAAAAGUUCAGCUGCUACCGCUGCAGAGAUUUUUACAUCUAAAAAAGAUAGAAGUGAAAUGAAUUCUCUCAGUCUUACCGACCAAAAUGAUAACAAUAUACCGAGCACGAAUUACAACUAUUGUAAUAACGGCAAGGCUGACGGUAAAGACAUGUGUAAGAUCCGUGCUGCUGCCAUUACUACUGACACAAUUAUAAAAACUAUUAUUAGUAAUAAUGCAACAAAAAAAAGUGGGAAUUUAGAUUAUCAAGCAAAGAACGAUAAUGACAACAAAGGACCAACAAAGCCACUAACUUCGAUGAUCAUUGACAGUCAUCCGAUACAAAAAUCAUGGCAAACAGUGAUGACGGGAGCCAAUGAGUAUCAGCAAUGCCACCAUCAAAUUGUAGCACAUAUGCUACAAAAUGGAUAUUCACCAACUUAUGUACAAAUGAUGACAGGAUCCGUGAUACGAUCACAGGUAACUGGAGGAAAUGUUGAUUUCGAAAUGAGACAUGAGAAGCCUUGCUAUUGGAAAGGUGAAUUACCACCUCGUAAUUACUGUAAUCCAGUGUUCUCUAGCAAAGUUUUCAUCGGUGGUGUUCCGUGGGAUAUUACAGAAUCUGCACUUCUUGACUCAUUUUCUAAAUAUGGCUCGUGCCGAGUAGAAUGGCCCAGCAAGGAGUCGCGUCAUGCACGCAUAAAUCAACGGCGAGCUAAAAUUACCGGUUAUGUGUAUAUGAUUUUCGAAAGUGAUUUGGCAGUGAAGAAACUGUUGAAAGAUUGCUCUCAGGAAUUUGGAACAGCUGGUGAAUGGUAUUUCAAAUUGACAGCACGACGAGCCAAUGGAUUAGAAAUCAGACAGGUGCAAGUUAUUCCAUGGGUCGUGUCAGAUGCCUCAUAUAUUCUCAAUCCGAACAUUCCUUUGGAACUCAAGAAAACAGUAUUCGUUGGAGCGUUGCACGGCAUGAUUACGGCUCAGGUUUUAUUUUCUAUCAUGAGAGAUGUUUAUGGUGAUGUACUUUUUGUUGGAAUCGAUACAGAUCGUCAAAAGUAUCCUAUAGGCAGUGCACGAGUCACGUUUUCAACACAGUUAGCUUACUUCCGUGCGAUUGAAUCCGGUUACCUUGAAAUUCAUACCUCGAAAUUCACUAAAAAAGUACAGAUUGAUCCAUUUCUGGAGGAUGCCAAAUGCUCGCAGUGUGAAUGUGUUCAAGGUCCAUAUUUCUGCCGCGAAAAGAGCUGUUUUAAGUACUUUUGUCUGCAAUGUUGGGAGGUUCGUCAUGCCCUAACUGGUCCAUAUGGCGGCCACAAACCAAUGAUUCGCACACAUCGUCGACCAGUGCAGUCGGAAUCUUACAUCGCAUAUAGUGCAGCUAAUUGCACUUUUUCGUAUCAUCCGCGCACUGUUGUAUCGCAACAGUAUCUUGGCACUGUUACAUCUGAGAUUGGGAUUCAGAUGAACAUACAAUCUCCAGUUCCGGACCAUAUUGCAGAAAUUACCAAACCUGCAAGCAUGAAGUUGGCAUUUGGACAGCCGACAUAUAUGCUGCCUACUUAUUCCAACCAGCCUCUCAAGCAAGUGCAGGUAUGGGUGCCACCUGCAAAUCAACCUUCCAUCGUUUCGCAUGAAAGCAAGUUGAAAGCUCGAAGUUCAAAUUCAUUCCGUCGCGUUCCACGCAUUAGUUCAAGCUCUUCUGGAAGUCGAAAUGGACACAGUGACUCGCCUCUUCAUACGGAAAAUAUUGCUAACGGAAUGUUAUCUGCAACAUCUGUAUCAUCAAGCUUUCCGGGCGCUGAAGCUGUUUCAACCACUACAUUGUGA
This is a messenger RNA of Acanthocheilonema viteae, 1869 nucleotides long. The record is from the annotation of a GenBank genome assembly. Lineage: Eukaryota; Metazoa; Nematoda; Chromadorea; Rhabditida; Onchocercidae.